AUUUUGUCUGAAUUCCUAGCCCGUAGUAUGGCUGGCGCCCUCUAUCAAGACAGAAGGUGCAUUGACCCCGAUCUCAGAAUGGAGCCUGUUGGAUGGAAUGGUAUCGCGGCUCUAGAAAGCGUUUGGCCGUGCUGCAUCAACAAGGUGCACCAGACUAUUAGCUACACGAAAAUGGUGAAGUUCACGAAAGCCGAGAGCCCUCUGCGACGAUGCCGUCUGCAAGAUGGAGAUCCUUUUCCAUCAUUGUCUGUGUUUUGUUUGCAGUACGUUUGUCAUUCCCCUCCUGAGUCAUGGUCCAUUCGUCACUUGUCACCAUCUCCCAUUUCCAUCUCCUCUUCGCAAAUAGUUCCGAGGUUGGUACCUCCUCGGGGACGUCGUCUGUCCAUGACUGCUGGACAGUGCGCAAACCAGUUGAUUCACAGUGACGUGAUUGUACUAGAUGCAGUGUCAUCAGAACAGAUGAGGCAGCGUCCUCUCUGUUCAGGUACAAGGGCCAGCGUACCCGUCAAUUGGGUGGAUUCUGAGAAAAGGUGCAAACAGUCGGAUAAACAGUCAGAAAACAGUCGGGAUAAAGAGUAUGAACAGAGCAUGGCAAAACAGUCUAAAGGAAUCAAGCAGUGUCUUGAGAGAUAUAUGAGUUCUAUGGCCAGCGUGCCUGUUAACAGCUUGGCUGGAGACUAUGAACAGAGUGUGGUGAUACCAGUUGGACAUUUGAAGAACCUGAACUGUGGUACAAGAGCAAAGGUAUGUGAACUGAGACGAAGAAGAAUUCACAAGCUGACCAGGAAGAGGGUUUGUAAUCAGCGAGCUAUGAAAUGGCUGAGUAGUUUGCUAAAGAAGAAGCCCUGUGCUAGAGGUAACACUGGAAAAGUUGUAUGUGAUGGGUCUGGCAAGGGAUCAAGAAAGAAGCAGAUGACAAUAUGUUUGAUUUGACAGUUCAGGAGACAUGCACCAGUGAUGAUGUGGUCAAUCAGAGCCCUGUGAGAGGAAUGUGCACAAAGGACAGCAUCCAGGACAAUGAAACAAAAAUCAAAUCAGCAAGGUUGCCAGGUCAGUGAAGGACGGAGUUUGUUGAAACGUGUCGCUACAUGGCAAGAUGUACACAGCAUGACUGAUGUCAAGGACCAAUUAUCACCUGUCAUCCAAGUGUGAGUGCUCUGAGCGAUCUAAUCCAUCACUGAUGUCAGCCACUUCCAUCACCCGCCAACCAAGCCAGAAUUCUGCGAGUCACCUCGUGAAUCACUGAUGUCAGAGGCUACUAUUCCCUGUCAACCAAACCUGAGUACUAUAAGCCAUCUCUUAUACCGCUCUGAAGCUUCAAGAGAUGACUGCCUCAUUUGUUUGAAGCUGUCUGUUGGAACUAUUUGCACAUUCCAAGUUUUUAAAGCAUUAAGUGCGAUGUCAAGUAGGACUAAUCGGCUGCCGUUCAAGCCCGAGUUGUGUCAGCCACCGCUUGUGCCUCUGUGAUGUUGAAGGCUACUAGUCACCUGUCAUCCAAGCCCGACUACACUUUGUUGUAAUACUAAUCAACUCUCAUCCAAGCCCAAGCUCUUUGGGUCACCUGUUACACCACUCUAUGUGAUGUCUGAGGCUGCUAAUCACUGGCCAUCCAAGCCUGAGUUCUGUCAGCCACCUUUUGCAUCACUGUCAUGUCUGAGGCUACUUAUCACCUGCCAACAAAACCUGACUUAUGUAUGUGGCCUCAUAUAUAUGCUUACUGAAAUGUCAAAGCCUUGAUUGUAUCUGACGAUCUGCCAUGCAAGCUUGACUUCUGUGAACAACCUCUUCUAUGAUUGUGAUGUCAAGGCUACAUAUAAUUUGUCCUACUAUCCCAAUUAUUGUGAGCCACCUCUUGAAUCAAUGUGAUUAUUCAAGGCUACUAAUUUCUAAUCAAAUAUUGUGCAGUUAAAGACUAUUAUGGUUAUGUGCACAUUAUCCUUGAAAUCUGCAGUCACACUAAAUAGAAACUCAGUUUGAAUAAGGAUGUUCAGUUGUAAAGGUUUAAAUGUAAAUUCCCUUUGAGGGCAAUUCCGUAAAUUUGGACAUGCCAGACACUUUUAUGACCUGCUGUUGGAAAAGUGUUAUGUGAUACGUCACUUUUAAUGGGUAGAAAACAAUUGCUGACCAGACUAACAUACCACCACCUUAAUCACCUUGUACAUAUACUUCAUGUGGUCAGACGUAUGUUGGAUUUUAUGCAAUUGCCCAAAACAGGAAAAAUGCAGUGAAAGAAGUGCUUUAUGUUCAUAAGUUUUGUGAUAAGAAAAAUAAUUCUAAUGUAAAGUUUUCAUAGAAAAGGUUGGAGUGUUUUUUACUUGCUGACUCGUGUUGUGUACUCUAAAGUGUGUAGAUAAUUAUCUCAAAUUACAAUUCAUUUUGCUUCCUUCAACCAAAGAAUACUGUCAGACAUUUGUUCAACCAUAGCUGUGUACAUCCAACCUUGCGUUAUUUGUUCUUGAUUUAGUGAAAUGCAAAUAAAUAAUAUUGAAUUUCAAUGAAUUGUA
Molecule: messenger RNA, 2504 nt
Organism: Patiria miniata (bat star)
Lineage: Eukaryota; Metazoa; Echinodermata; Asteroidea; Valvatida; Asterinidae
Exons: 6
Coding region: 28-933 (301 amino acids)
Source: RefSeq, a predicted model, not a curated record